Molecule: messenger RNA, 2515 nt
Organism: Antechinus flavipes (yellow-footed antechinus)
Lineage: Eukaryota; Metazoa; Chordata; Mammalia; Dasyuromorphia; Dasyuridae
Gene: EN1
Product: engrailed homeobox 1
Exons: 2
Coding region: 620-1930 (436 amino acids)
Biological process (GO): neuron differentiation; multicellular organism development; regulation of transcription by RNA polymerase II
Cellular component (GO): nucleus
Molecular function (GO): RNA polymerase II cis-regulatory region sequence-specific DNA binding; DNA-binding transcription factor activity, RNA polymerase II-specific
Source: RefSeq, a predicted model, not a curated record
UCGGAGCUGUCAGAGAUUUGAAAAAAAAAAAAAAAAAGGAAAAGAAAAAAAAAAAAAAAAAAAGCCCAGGCGCGGUGGCGGAGACAUUCUCUCCCUGCAAAAAAAGCAAAGGCGAUUAAAGGCGCUGCCAACCUCGAGCUGUGGGCAAAGCUGAGCAUGACACUUGGGGAAGUCAAACCCCUCACUAUUGCUUAGGAGGAUGGCUAGAUUUUAAGGACUAGAUUUUUUUUUUCCCUUUAAGAAAAAAUAUUUUAUUUGGGGGAGCUCUUCCUGGUGUGGCUUUCCUUCCUUAAAAACAACAACAACAACAACAAACAAACAAAAUCAAAAACUGAAUCUGGUUGCAAAAAGAAAUAGCCAAGUGUCUUCAUUUCGGGAUAUCUGCAAAUUAGAGAGGAAAACAUCUGCUCGGUAAAAGAGAGAUUCGAGACAAGCGUCUGAUCUUUUCCCCUCUCUUCUUUUUCUUCUCCUUUCUCUUCUCUUCCUCUUUUUCUUCUUCUUCUUCUUCCUCUCUUUCUUUCCUCCCCGCACCCCCACCGGCCACUGGCAAAGUGGGGUGGAGAGAGAAGCGGGGGGGAGGGGGAAGGAAGCCGCGUCCGGGGCGGCGGGGCGGCUGAGUAUGGAAGAGCAGCAGCCGGAGCAUAACAGUCAGCGCGACUCCACCGUAGGCACUGCGAGCCACAGCAGCAGCAGCGGCAGCAGCAGCAGCAGCAGCGGCGGCAGCAGCAGUAGUGGCAGCAGCAGCAACAGCAACUGCAGCAGCAGCAGCGGGAGCAGCAGCAGCGGCAGCGAUGGAGACAGCGUGCCAGUGUCCCCGCAGCAAGCUCCUUCCUCUCCUGCAGCACCCUGCCUCCAGCCUCUACCCCAUCACCACCAUCAUCACCACCACCAUCACCACCACCAUCAUCACCAGCCCCCGCCGCCGCCACAGCCGAUGCCAGCGCCUCCUCACCAGCCGCCCCCGCCGCCGCCGCCGCCGCCGCCGCCGCCCCAGCAGCAUCGCACCACCAACUUUUUCAUAGACAACAUUCUAAGGCCAGACUUUGGUUGCAAGAAGGAGCAGCAGCAGCAACAGCAGCUCUUAGUUGGAACGGGAGGAGGAGGAAGUGGAGGUACUGCUGUUUCUGGUAGUGGUGGUAGUGGAGGAGGAGGAGGUGGUGGAGGAGGAGGAGGAGGAGGAAGCCGGGCAGAGAGAGACAGAGGCCAGACAGCCGCAGGUAGAGACCCGGCCAAUCCUCUGGGCACGCGGCCGGCCAACCCGGCUUCACUUCUCUGCUCGGCAGAUGCGAACUGUGUGACGCCCGACGGCUCUGCGCCGGCUCCAGCCGCGGCAGCUUCCAAAGCCAACCCAGCGGCCGCGGCCGCUGCUGCUGCUGCCGCGGCGGCGGCCGUGGCGGCGGCAGCGGCUGCAGCAGCCGCUGCAUCCAAGCCUUCGGAAGGCAGCGGGGGAAGUCCUGGAGCAACCGGCGCUAAAUACGGGGAACAUGGGAACCCAGCUAUUCUACUCAUGGGCUCGGCCAACGGCGGACCCGUUGUUAAAACUGACUCGCAGCAACCGCUAGUCUGGCCCGCUUGGGUCUACUGUACUCGUUACUCGGACCGCCCAUCUUCUGGUCCCCGCACCAGGAAGCUGAAAAAGAAGAAGAACGAGAAGGAGGACAAGCGGCCACGGACGGCGUUCACCGCAGAGCAGCUGCAGAGACUUAAGGCGGAGUUCCAGGCGAACCGCUACAUCACCGAGCAACGCCGGCAGACCCUGGCCCAGGAGCUCAGCCUCAAUGAGUCCCAAAUCAAAAUCUGGUUCCAGAACAAACGGGCUAAGAUCAAGAAGGCCACGGGCAUUAAGAACGGCCUGGCUCUGCACCUCAUGGCCCAAGGAUUGUACAACCAUUCCACGACCACCGUACAGGACAAAGAGGAGAGCGAGUAGCCGCUUCCCCCUUCUCCCUCCACCCCCAUCUCUUGCUUCGCGCUGGCUCCUGACACCCUCCCAUCCCUAUCCUCUCCUCGUUCCCUUCCUCUGGCUCAAACGAUUUUUUUUUCCCAGUGAAAAAAUAAUAAACAAAAGAAAAGGGGAAAAGACUUCGAACGACAAAGUCAUGUUGAAAGAAAAAUUUUUUUUUAAAAAGAGAGACUCGGACAGGUGCUAUCGAAAUCAGAUCUAUUCUCUAUUAAUAGUAUAAGGGACGAAAAUGCGAACACUUAAAUCUCUAUAUAGCCAAACAGCUUACGACCUUGUAUAUAUUUAAUUUCAGGUAAGGGAAAAAAUAUGUGUAGCGAUCUCUAUUUGCUGGACAUUUUAUUAAUCUUCUUUAUUAUUAUUAUUGUUAUAAUUAUUAUAAUAAUUAUUAUUAUUUUAUCCCUUCCCCUCUCCCCGUUUCGUUUGCGUUCCGAUUUUCUUUUGAAUGUGGUCGCUUCUCGGUCCUCCCUCUCUUCCCACUCCUCCACCUUUCUUCACUAUUUCUCUGCCUAUCUUGGACUUUUCUUUGUGUGUGUGUGUGUGUGUGUGUGUGUG